AUAAAAUCUAACGCUACGAUGGACGGAAGAUUUCAACAUCAGUCAGACUCUUUCUCCAUCGCUAAUUUGCUAUCGAUGCAACCCAAACACAAUCACCCGCACAGAAUUAGCCAUCCCGAUCCGCUUUUGCAUCUGAGAAAAUUGACUUCCCACCCGGAGGGUACGGCGGCGGAAUCUAGCGCUUUAUUGGCCCUUCAUCAUCAACACUAUCAUCACCAUCCGAACGUGUCAACUGCCCCACCAUUUUUCUGCAACAGUCCAGCUAUACCGUCCACGUCCAGCCAUCCGCCGAUGGCUCCCUCAGCUGCGACGAGCGCGUCAGAAGGUUUCAACAUCAAAGUGGAAGAGGCCAUGAUGAUGAUGUCGACCGAUCCGCAUCGCCAUCAUCAAAAUGGAGGAGCAAUUGAAACCCCUGCUUCGGGCGAAUCUGCCAUGGCUAACGAACCCACUUCGAUAGACUCGGGAGAUUCCGAUGAUGGACAGACUGGCAGCAGUGGAGAGGAACGGAAGAAAAGACCUCGAACGGCGUUUUCUGCAGUUCAGAUCAAGGCAUUGGAAUCAGAAUUUGAAAGAAACAAGUAUCUUUCCGUUUCGAAGAGAAUGCAACUAUCGAAACAACUGAAACUCACAGAAACUCAGAUCAAGAUAUGGUUUCAAAAUCGGCGUACCAAAUGGAAACGCAAAUAUACCAACGAUCUGGAAAUGUUGGCUCAACAGUAUUAUUCAUCGUUAGGUAUUUUGGCACCGAGACCUCUCUUUAUUGGCGAUCGACUUUGGUUUUUGAAUCCAUCUGGUAACUAUGUAGCGGGUGCUGGUCCCCCACCGCCUCCUCCCAAUCUGUAUCAUCCCCGACCAUCGUCCAUGAUGGAUCCCAUGAUCCACCUCGCAAACAUGUCCGGAAUGAGCCAUCCAUUGCCAGCUUUUGAGCCACAGUCAUUAGGUUCGAAUAACGGGGCUGCAUCGGGUGCCCAGUUCUCGCCCACUUGGGCCCCUCCCAUGCUGCGCGUUGCAACCCAGCAACAACAACUGGGUAUUGACAGCGCCGCCGGUAGCCCAGUAGAUCCAAUCAGUCUCAGUUUCACUCCCAGUCCCGAAGAUCUUCAGCCCAAAGAUAUUUAAUUUUAUUAUUCGGUACAUUUUUUAGUAACAGUAAGAUCGCCCCAGCUUUAACCUCACUUUAUUUGGCUUUGUAAAUAAAAUGACAGCAACAUGAAUAGUUUAUACCUUUGAGUCGAUUAAGACUUUUAGAAUUUACAGUUUCUCGACUUGUUGCACAAAUUGAAAAACUUCAUCGGCCAGAAGCUGGGGCUCUUCGUAGGCCGCAAAAUGUCCGCCGCGAUCCAUGAUGUUGUAUCUGAUUAGAUUUGUAAAUUUAAACUUGGCGAGUGGUCCUGGUUGAACAAAAAGUUCUUCUGGAAAUACAGCCGCCCCCGUCGGUACCACGCAAGGAAUGCUAGUAAUAAAAGGGAAAUUAAAUUUGAUCAAGUUUCGAAUAAGUAGUUUGGUAAUUACUUGUCCAAGUCAUAUGCAAACGUUUUAGCACUCAUGGCCUCGCUAUAUAGCCGCAUAGAUGUCGUGAUGGAAUUUGUUAUCCAAUAGACCAUGACGUUGUCGAGCAGCUCA
This is a messenger RNA of Daphnia carinata, 1623 nucleotides long. Its product is annotated as barH-like 1 homeobox protein. Gene Ontology annotation, biological process: central nervous system development; regulation of DNA-templated transcription; neuron differentiation. The record is from RefSeq and is a predicted model, not a curated record. The coding region runs from base 19 to 1119 and encodes 366 amino acids. The transcript has 5 exons. Gene Ontology annotation, molecular function: DNA-binding transcription factor activity, RNA polymerase II-specific; DNA binding. NCBI's taxonomy places the organism in Eukaryota, Metazoa, Arthropoda, Branchiopoda, Diplostraca, Daphniidae.